AUGAGAUUUGGUGCUCACGUCGGUAUGGGGGGAGGAGUUUUCAAUGCUGUUACAAACGCCAUCAACAUUGGAUGCAAUGCUUUUGCGUUAUUCUUGAAAUCUCCUAGACGCUGGGAAUCUCCGGCGAUAUCGGCUGAGGAUGCUGAAACGUUCAAAGAGUUAUGCAAGAAACACAACUACAACCCACGGACAGAUAUUCUUCCACACGGAUCAUAUUUUAUCAACAUGGCGAACCCAGAUGAGGAAAAAUGGCAAAAAUCUUUUGAUUGUUUGCUUGAUGAUUUAAAAAGAUGCGAACAGCUUGAUAUCGGUCUUUACAACUUCCAUCCGGGAUCACAUUUAGGUAUAGCAGAUACAGCAUCACAUGAAACGGCAGAAAAUGCGGGUGUUCGUAGGCUUGCAGAUGGUCUAAAUCGUGCUAUCAAAGAAACCAAUUUUGUAAGAGUUGUGGUGGAGAACAUGGCAGGACACGGUAACUACGUGUGCGGCAACCUUGAUGACUUCCAUACUCUUUUUAAGCUAUUAAAUGAUCCAAAACGUGUGGGUGUUUGCAUCGAUACGUGCCACGCUUUUGCGGCCGGCUACAACCUAAACAACGAAGAAGAAUGGAACGGUUUUUGGAAAGAGUUUGAGGAGAAAGUAGGGAUUGAAAAUCUAGCUGCACUGCAUAUGAAUGAUUCAAUGGCGCCAUUGGGUGCAAAUAGAGAUUUGCAUCAGAAGCUGGGAUGGGGAUUUUUGGGUCUUGAAUGCUUCAGAUUGCUGGCUAAUGACAAAAGGCUGGAGGGUAUACCACUUAUCUUAGAAACUCCGUUAGAUGGAAAUGACGAAGGCCAUUACGGUGAGGAAAUAAAAUUGUUAGAAUGGCUUGUAGGAAAGGAAAAAGACGAUCCUGAAUUUAUUGCCAAAAGUGAAGAAUUCCAAAAGUUAGGCUUCAAAAGUCGGGAGGAGCAAGCUGCCAAAUUCGAGAAAAAAAAGACAGUGAAACGUAAAAACGAAGGAAAAGCAGACAUAUCGAAUAUGAUGAAGGGGAGAGCUAAGAAAGCGAAGAAAGGCGAUUGA
Pichia membranifaciens NRRL Y-2026 is the source of this 1059-nucleotide messenger RNA. RefSeq lists its product as hypothetical. The record is from RefSeq and is a predicted model, not a curated record. Gene Ontology annotation, cellular component: mitochondrion; nucleus. The coding region runs from base 1 to 1059 and encodes 352 amino acids. Gene Ontology annotation, biological process: base-excision repair. The transcript has a single exon. Gene Ontology annotation, molecular function: zinc ion binding; DNA-(apurinic or apyrimidinic site) endonuclease activity; DNA binding. NCBI's taxonomy places the organism in Eukaryota, Fungi, Ascomycota, Pichiomycetes, Pichiales, Pichiaceae.